Molecule: messenger RNA, 699 nt
Organism: Anopheles marshallii
Lineage: Eukaryota; Metazoa; Arthropoda; Insecta; Diptera; Culicidae
Exons: 1
Coding region: 1-699 (232 amino acids)
Source: RefSeq, a predicted model, not a curated record
AUGUAUUUUAACUACAAAAAAACAUUCAGCAUUGUCCUCCUAGGAAUAGUGGACGCAAAUUACAACUUCCUUUUCGUAGAUGUUGGUUGUCAAGGUAGAAUUUCAGAUGGCGGCGUAUUUUCGAACAGUCCCAUUUACAACAAACUGGAACGGGGGGAGCUAAAUAUUCCCGCUCCGGAAAUUUUGCAAGUUCCCUACCAGGUGAAAAUUCCUUAUUACCUUCUAGGUGAUCAGGCGUUUGCUAUGAAGGAGUACUGCAUUCGUCCAUUUGCAGGAAUGCACGCUGCAGAUUCUAUGGAACGUGGUUUCAACUACCGGCAUUCAAGAGCGCGCCGCACUGUAGAGAACGCUUUUGGGAUUUUAGCAAAAGUGUUCAGAGUCUUAGCUAAACCCAUAGAUCUGGAACCACCUAUUGCAGAAAAAGUCGUUCUUGCAGCUGUAACAUUGCACAAUUUUCGACGACGCCACACACUAUACAACUAUUCGAACGAAUUACUUCCAACUACAAAUCAAGAAUCAACGCUUAUUUCCGAAGAAUUGAACGAUAUACCACCACCAGCUGCAAUGAUACCUUUAUCGGGUAUUCCGAUUAGGCCGACACGAGCAGUGCAAAACAUUCGGACGCACCUAGCUCAACACUUCAAAUAUAAUGAUCCAUUGUCCUAUCCUUUACCGCAACCCCAGAGAACUACUACUUAA